This is a messenger RNA of Phragmites australis (common reed), 1008 nucleotides long. RefSeq names its product ribonuclease 1-like. Gene Ontology annotation, cellular component: extracellular region. The record is from RefSeq and is a predicted model, not a curated record. Gene Ontology annotation, molecular function: RNA binding; ribonuclease T2 activity. Lineage: Eukaryota; Viridiplantae; Streptophyta; Magnoliopsida; Poales; Poaceae. Bases 253 to 1005 code for a protein of 250 amino acids. Gene Ontology annotation, biological process: RNA catabolic process. The transcript is spliced from 2 exons.
ACAAUGCAACCGAACUCGUACCGGAUUGGAUUCGCCUCUGCUCAUUUCCUAUAUGGACUCUCAUAGUCGGCCUCCGUUCUUUUAUCUUAAGUGCAUGUUGUUUCUGCGAAGCCUGAUCCAGAGCAUAUUCGCCUUGGACCUAAUCCGUCACAAUAUAUUACAUGUUCGCAUAUUGUUCUGGCAUCAAUUGUGGUUAUAAGUAGUUGUCCUGAUCGAUUAUAUUGCAGGGAAAUCUCGCCAAGACCGGCAACGAUGGCGAAGCUUGUGUUCUUCUUGGCGCUGCUGCUUUCUCACCUCGCCGUCUCGUCCACGGCGGAGAAGUUCGAUUUCUUCUACCUUGUUCAACAGUGGCCGGGCUCGUUCUGCGACACGCGGCAGGGUUGCUGCUUCCCGGACACGGGCAAGCCGGCGGCGGACUUCGGCAUCCACGGCCUGUGGCCCAACUACGCCAAGUGCCGGGGCCGCAUGGGCGGCGUCGCCCGCGCGGUGCUCGGCGACGACGCCUUCUUCUCCAUCGUCGGCCGGCGGGGUAGCAAGUGCUGGCCGGAGUACUGCAGCAACGGCAACCCGCUGAGCCCGUGGGAGAUCAGGGACCUCAUGACGUCCCUGGACCGGAACUGGCCGACGCUGUCGUGCAAGAGCGGGCGCAGCCUCGAGUUCUGGAGCUACGAGUGGAAGAAGCACGGCACGUGCUCGAACCUGGACCAGCACGAGUACUUCGAGGCCGCGCUGGCGCUCAAGGCGCGGCACAACCUGACGUCCAUCCUCGUGGGCGCCGGGAUCGUGCCGUCCGACACCAGGACGUACUUCCUCAGCAGCGUCAGGGACGCCAUCGCUGAGGGGACCGGGUUCAAGGCGAACCUGGAGUGCAACCGCGACGCGGACGGCGAGGCGCAGCUGUUCCAGGUGUACCAGUGCGUGGACCGACAGGGGGAGGAGCUCAUCGACUGCCCGUUGUCCAUGCCCAGCAAGUGCACCGACCGGGUCAAGCUGCCCGUCUUCUGAGUU